CUGAUUUAUUCUUUUCGCUAAUAUGGGAGCUACGAAACCCCGUCCGCCCCCGAGGGCAUCCAUUGCCAAAGCUCAGCCUUUACCGGACAAGACCUUCAUUAUCGACAAUGGGGCGUAUACAAUGAAGGCCGGCUACGCGCCUGACUUCCUACCCUCCGACAGCGAAACCACGCCCAGCCCUGCCUGUAGUGUCAUCCCAAACGCGCUCGUCAAAACCCGUGGAAAUAAUGUCUAUAUUGGUGCGCAGCUGAACAGCCAUGUAACCGAUUGGAAUGAAUUGAUGUUUCGCCGCCCAGUCGAAAAAGGGUACACCGUGAACUGGGAGGUGCAGAAGGAGAUCUGGGAAUAUUCGUUUUUUGACGAGAAGACGGCACGGGCUAAGGAGCUCCGGAUUGGGAACCCCGAGGAAACAACCCUUUUGCUCACGGAAGCCCCAAAUGCCUUGCCAGCGUUGCAGAAAAACGCGGAUGAGAUUGUGAUGGAAGAGUGGGGAUUUGGUGGCUACUUGAGAGCUAUAGGACCGUCAAUGAAUGCCUGGAAUGAAGUCCAGUCUUUAUUUGGCGACCCUACGCAACAACAGUCCACUAUGCCCGCCGCCUCACCGACAGAAUGUUUACUUGUCGUCGAUUCUGGAUACUCCCACACUACGGUAACACCGGUCUACAAAGGCCAGCCUCUCCAGCGCGCCAUUCGUCGACUCGAUCUUGGAGGGAAACACCUGACGAACUACUUGAAGGAGAUAGUUUCGAUGAGACAAUAUAACAUGGUAGACGAAACGUAUGUCAUGAACGAAGUCAAGGAGGCGGUGUGCUUUGUUAGCAACAACUUCUCCCAUGACAUGGAAGAGACAUGGAAGGGGAACCAGAAGCGUGGCUCAUCCCAAGUCGGCGAAGGCGUCACUGUCGACUAUGUGCUACCCGACCCAAACGCAGGAAAAAGAGGCUUCAUGCGUCCCCAUGACCCCUUGCUGAAUGCGAAGAAAAGAAAAAGCGCCCUUUCCAGCGUUACUGCUGAGACGCUAUCUGAAGAUGUCUUGGUCCUGGGAAACGAACGGUUUGCCAUCCCGGAAAUACUCUUCACGCCGGGUGAUAUUGGUAUGAAGCAAGCUGGUAUAGCGGAUAUGGUCAUGCAGAGCUUAUCUGUGUUACCCCCGGGACUGCAUCCUGCGUUUCUGGCAAACGUCCUGGCUACCGGGGGAAAUUCCCUGUUGCCAGGAUUUAUAGACAGACUAGAAACCGAGCUGCGUCAAGGAGCAUCGGCGGAAUGCGUCGUGAGAGUCCGACGCCCCAUGGAGUAAGCUGCUUUUUCCAUUUCUACUCCUCCCCCCACUCCAAGGCUGCGGUUUAUGCAGGAGG
Aspergillus steynii IBT 23096 is the source of this 1355-nucleotide messenger RNA. It is a transcript of the gene arp6, whose product is annotated as actin family protein. The transcript is spliced from 3 exons. Gene Ontology annotation, molecular function: nucleosome binding. The record is from RefSeq and is a predicted model, not a curated record. Bases 23 to 1297 code for a protein of 424 amino acids. Lineage: Eukaryota; Fungi; Ascomycota; Eurotiomycetes; Eurotiales; Aspergillaceae. Gene Ontology annotation, cellular component: Swr1 complex.